AUGCCCUGGGGAUUAUCACUAUUGGCCGAAUCUGUAGUCAAAGAGCAUCGGCAGACGACAGUCGACAUCCGGCUCGUCUGUGCUGAUCUCGCCUGAAAUCCUGUGAAAACGUCGUCCUCAACGUUGUCGCCGCAACCCCCCAACUCCAAUCCCAACCCCAUUUUCAACCCCAAGUCCCAUCCGGCGCUGCCGCAGGCCAAUAUCGCCAGGAUUGCCAGCUCCCGGCCAGAACACCGAUCGCCGACUGCGUCUCCGGCCCUGUCGGACGCUUCCACGGCCGACGGCGAGGCUUCUCCCGAGCUUCCGCCUCUGCCUGUGCCCAGGCUGUCCGACCGAGUCCUCGGCCUGUUGAGGACCCCGCCGGAUAGUCCUGCCGCGCCCCAGAGCGGAGCCGCUGCCCCCCAGCAACAGGCCAGCGAAGCCACAGACCAGCAAGACCAGCAAGACCAGCAGUCUGACCCUCCUGGCUCUUGCAUCUGGGGUUCGCCGUACCCGCCCCACCUGCGUAGCGAGAGCUCACCGAGCAGCCACAGUCUUGACAGCGAAGGCUCCGACGACGAGCCCAUUCACCGCCUCGAGCUCGAGACUCCCUUCCUCCGUCCUGCGCCGCCCCCCGUCCAACAACAAGAGUCCCAGCCUGAGCUACGGCUCCAGGGCAUCAGCGCCGCUGCCGCCGUCCUCGCAAACCGGGCACGGCGUAUUGCCCACGGCAUCACUGAAGGCUGGAUUCGCCAACACACCCUUGGCGCCACCGAUCACGACAAGGAAAGGCGACAUUGGUUCAGCGACGGCUCCGGAGAGACUGAUACCUCUUCACUGAGCGAUUCAUUCUCCGGCGAGGAGGCUGCCUGGCUGGGUUCCGCCGACGACGACGACGACGCCCACACGCCCAGGAAUAGUCGUAAGAAGAAGAAUAAGACUAGGCGUCGUCGCCAACCGUCUACUACCGGCCUCUGGAGACAAUCGAGCAGCGAGACCUUAACCCAGGAACGCGUGGCUCCCAAAAAGACGAAAGGAGAGGCUGCCACCCCAAAUAUGGCUGCGUCGGACUCAACACCUGCCGGAGACCGCUCAGACGGCUCAACUUCUGUUGUCGGCCAAACUGGCAAGUUCUUGGAGCCUCCGUUUGUCGCUCAGAGACCUCGCACACCCAGUGUUGACCCGACUGCAAAGCCAGCCAACGGUACCGGAGACGCCACCAAUGGCGUGCUCAAUGGCAGUGCCAAUGGCGAUGCUGCCGCGCCUACGACGCCCGCAAGAGCCUCUGCAAAGAAGUCCCUGGCAGCAGCAGCAGCAGCAGCAGCGGCAGUAACAACGGCGACAGUAGCACCACCUUCGUCGCCUAGGGUGAAAAAGAGGGUGCCAUGGAGGGGUAAGAGCGUAAUGGUGUUGCUCCCUAGGGACGAGGACCGUGGUAAGCCAGGAAAGCCUCCUAUCCCUCUUUCUGAGGAAGAGGUCGCUGCCUUGCUUCACCGCUGGGAGAGUCUCGGCUACAAUAUCCGAGGCUUUGAUUUGUAUGGGCCGCCCGACGAGUUUGGUGCCUCAGCGGAGGCACAAAGCAAGCGUUUUUGGCCCGAUCCUGCGGAGAUGAGACAGGAGCAUCAAGAUAGGAACUUCAGGAUUGUUCUUCCGGACUUAGAUGCCUGGAAGCGUUACGUCGACGAAUUGAACGAGGCGAAGCUCCGUGCUCUGGGCGUAGGGUCCGCCAACGAUCCUCCAGCUCCUGCGCCAUCCAUUUCCCCGGUUCCUGGCAUUAAGGGCCAGAUACCGAUGGGCCAGUACCCCCAGCUACCAUUCUCCCCGCCGAUACCUCCCGGCUCUGCGACGAGCAAUCCAGCACUUCCCCCUCUGUCCUUCUCUGCUCCCUUCAUACCCUCGGCUGCUCCCAGUCCUGCCAUGCCCUCUGGGCCUUCGCCGGUGCCGUUGGGCGUCAAAUUCAACCCUCGGGCGUCAAUCUCGGUCGCUUCACCUAACGCGUGGAGCCAUCAGUUGAUGCUCCAGCAGGGUCAUCGUGUUGGAUCACCGUCGCUCGCUAAUCUCGCCUCGAUCGUGUCGCCAACCGGCUCGCCCUUCUCUCCAGAUGGAGUGCCCGGCAUGCCAAUGGGCCAUCAGCGUCAUCAAUCCCUGCAAUUCGGCGCAUUGCCAUUCCCACCCCCUCCUGCCCCAGUUAGGGCCUCUCCUUGUCUUCAGGAGCUACGUGAGGUUGAAGAGGAAGGCUUACACGACGUUCAUCCCCCCUUGCCCAAUCCUGGCUUGCCUCGUCCCAACCAGAACGAGAGCCUACAGCGGGAGAUUGAAGAAGCCGAAUAUCACUUGGAGGAGCAGAUGCGGUCGCAGCUUGAGAAUGACAGGGAUUAUAGCCCACAUAAAGAGAACGAUAAGCCUGGUGACGCGCUUGCUCCCCAACUGCCCCGUUACUCUAGUAACACCGAAGGCCUUGUUUUGCAUCAUCCCAGACCGCACAGCCGGGGCCAUUCGUUGUCCCAGAGAUAUUUCACGGAGGAGGAUGCGGCCAACGCAGGCCCUUUCAAGCCCACGCUGCAGAGCAUCAACGCUCAUCCUGGAGAGGAUGAUGAAGUUAUCAUGAACCCAAACAGCCUUGGUACUCCUGUCCAGGCCCUGGAUUUCGCAAACCUGUUGAGCCAUCAGCGUGGGCUUUCAUCCUCUGGCAACCCAUGGGCAGACACCGAGUCAAACAAGCCCGCCGACGCUGCUCACCGAGCCCGUUCCAACCAUGCCAGCAAGCCCUCGUUUUCGAAGCUCAACGUGGAGGCACCAGAGUUCAAGUUCAAUCCGUCUACUGGCAGCUUUAACUUCAGCAGUGCAUUCUCUUUUCAACCGAACCCACUCCAGCCUAUGUCGUUCAACAUGGGCUUCAACAACAAUGCCGAUGCCAGCCAUUCUGGUCUGCCACGCGUUGGCUCAUCCUCUAAAAUCAAUGCCAACGCCCCCGUAUUUUCGCCCGGUCAGAGUGAGUUCAACUUCUCGACGUCGGGCCCCAAGUUCCGUCCGGAUGCUCCUGCUUUCACCCCACAUACGGUUUCUACUGCUAUGACGAGCCCGAUGACGUCGGAUAGUGGAAGCAACAGGGCCAGCUCUAUCUUUGGCAACAUUGAUCUCAGCGGCACUGAUACUGUCAAGCCCGGCGAGAGGCCCAAGGCCAUUCCCGUCGUUCGUCCAAAGAGCCGUGAUGAAGCUGCUCCUGCUGCGAUUGGUCUCCAGGAAGGACCAGAUGGGCGUCCCAUUGACGAUUCCCGCGUCAAGAGGAUUCGUGCUGCGGCUGAGAAGGACGAUACUGUACCCCAAUUUGCUGAGCCUCCCAAGGAGGAUGCUAUUGUUUCCGCAGACGCCGCUCCCCGGGACGAUCCAGUGCCGGUCGAAGAGAAGUCGUUCGACGACUCCCACCUUGGCACGAUGGCUUCUACCAUGGUGUCUGAAACCACAGAUACCAAGCCAAUUGUCACCCCGUCUGAGCCAUCUCCUGGCCAGCCUACGGUGAGCUGGGCUUCAUCUGAGCUCAAGAGUACUCUUGAAGUCCAACAGUUCAAUGACACUCGGCCUUCUGCCUUUGAAAACACCAAGCAUAUCCAUAAGAAAUCACUCUCUGCGACGGCUGAAGCUUUCGUGCCCGGAGCCACAGCAUGGGGUGGUAAGACCAGCUCUGCUGACGAGGCCUCGAUCAGUGAAGUUAAGCAGGCUGCUCCAACGGAACCUGCGGGAAACGUGGAUACUUCUGCAAAGGAGGAAUUAAUGAAUCCCCACGUCAAGGAAGAAUCCUGCGAGCCUGUGCAAGAUCUGACGAAGAAGGAGGCUCCAUCUCCUCUGCCGACUGCCGCAUCUCCCCAGUCACCACUUGCGCCCAAGGGUCUCGCGGCUUCUCAAUUUACCUCGCUCUCUCCCUCGGCAAAGCCCAAGACUGGCCUGGCCGCAUCUCGCUUUGCCGCUACUCCCUCACCAGUUUCUGAGGAUGCUGGUUACGCUGUGGGCUCACAACGCAUUAUUACGCCUGCUACUGCCGAGACUCCGUCUCUCGCCCCUGGAGGAGACGAGCUCGACGAGAGGGACUUACCUGCUGAGCCGACCAUGGCCGAUAUUGAUGAGGUCAUGCGUCGCCUGCAGGAGCAACCAGAGAUGGGCGUCAACAGGACAUACGAUGUGGAACCAGAGUGGCAGCCGGAACCGACCCUAGAACACCACUCUGGCUCUGUUACCGAGGAAGAAGACUCUUCUGCCGAACGCCUGCCUCAAGAACAAAUCCGCAGUGUAGCUCCCAGCCCAAGCCUUGGUAAGCUCCAGCCAGUCGAGGCUGAAGGGUACUUUGACAAGCCUUCUCAUGAUAUCCAUUCCGGUGCGGAUGGUCCCAUUUACCACCUCAAUGGCGCUCGCAGCAUUCCAAACAGCGACUGGGAGAGCGUUUUCAGCGAGGGUGAGCAGACAAAGCUUGAGUACCAGGUCGCCUUUGACCGCCGCGUUAACGAAGUGGUGGGCAACCUGCUGGCUUCCAAACUUGGGCCGCUUGAGCGGGCUUUGGAGAAUAUCAACAACUCGCUCGCAGGGUUCUCGCGGCGUCCCUCGUCCAGCCGACGUAGCAGACGCAGUAUCUCAGCCGAUAUCCAGACAAGCGAUGCCGAUGAUGAAGAUGACGAGAUGCCGCUUACGAUGCGCUCCAUCAGCCCGCGGCGCGACCGCAGGAUGGAGCAGAUCCGCACUGCGGUUCUGGACGCCCUUGCUAUUCAGCGUCGCAACCAAGCAAAGGAGGCUACUCCUGUUCCUGUCGACAACUCGGAAGUUCUGGCAGUGCUCGAGGAAGUCAAGGAGCAGCUUAGACAACCAACCGAGCCUGCUAUUCGCAGCGAGGAUAUCAAGAGCAUCUUGUCCGAAGUUUUGGAGACCCGCAUGCCAACGUUGCUGCCGCCUCCCGUUGGCAACGAUGAGGAGGUCAAGGAGCUUCGGGCUCGCAUCGCUGAACUGGAGAAGCGAGUUCACGAGGAGGCUGCCAAGGCAGAGGCCGAGGCUGCUGCCAGACAGGCUGCCGAAAACCGCGCCGCGGAAAUCAGCCGCGAACUCCAGACUGCCACGACCAGGAUCGAGGUCGAGAUGAUGAACAAGAGUGCACUCAAUCAACGCAUCCACGAUCUCGAAGAGCGGGCAGAACACGCUGAGUCUCAGGCUGAGAAAGAGCUCCAGCACAGGAGGACAGCUGAAGAUAAGGCCGCCGAGUUUCAGCGUCUUCUUCAGGUCGCAUCUGAAGAUGAGAAACACUUGCGCAAGCUGGCUAACGAGAAGGAUGAGAGGAUCAAGGCACUCGAGUCCGCACAGAGUGAUACCCUGAUGCGUUUGGCUAUGCUUGAAGGGAGCCAAGCCAGCGCCCAGCAGACCCAGAGCGAGUGGCAGAACCGUAUCAAUGAUCUGGAGGCUGAGCUUCGGGAUACUAGGAAGGACGCGCAGCAUUGGCGCAUGGAGGUCGACCGUAUUAUGGCCAUUGCUCAGCGGAACAAGCAAGAUCUCAGCCAGACGCUUGACGAAAACAAGGCUUUGCACAGACUGAUCGACACCUUGGGAACCCAACUCCAGGAGAACGAGCGCGUUCGGGAUACCUGGCGGUCCAAGUUCAUUGCACUGCAAGAUGAGAUGGCUCAAGCUAUGCGCCAGCUUACCGAAGAGAACGCCAGGAGAAUGAAGAGGGAGCAGGCCUUGCUGUCCCGCCAAGAGGUUCUGGAGGCUCGCCUGCAAGCUGAAGCGCGGACCCGCGAGCGUAUUGAAACCGAGCUAGAGCGACUGGAAAUGGGCGAGCGCCAGGGCAUGCGCGCCGUUGCCGAGUGCAAAAGACUCGAGGCCUUACUGGUUGAGAUGCGGAACGAGAAUCAUAAACUCCACCAAACUGCCAUGCGCUACCAGGCCGAGUUCCAGGAGGCCAGAGAGACAGCCGCCCGGGAGAUUAAACGCACGCGCGACGCCCUGCAAGCCGAGCUCGAGAAUGCCAACCACCAGGUCAACGUCAUUCGCGAGGAGUACGAAGAGCAGAUCGCGCGGCUCCGGGCCCAGCUCGACCAGGUCAAGCUGGAUGCCGACACGGCCAAGGCCCGCCACGAGAUGCUCCUCGAGGAGGCAGAAACCUCGAAGCGGGCUGCUAUCGAGGCCCUCCUGCGCAAGCAUCAAAACGAGAUCGAGGACAUGCAGACACGCUACGAGCGUCAACUCAGCAACGCGACCGAGGAUGCUCAGAGAGCCGAGCAAAACUUACUGGAGCGUCUCAGCAUCUCCACAUCCAAGAUCGAGUGUCUGCAGGAGAAGGUGGCCCAUCUGGAAGAGAAACUGGAAAUCGCCAAGGAGGCUGCUCGGGCUGCUGCCCAGGCCGCGAAAUCCGCCGUUGGCGCCGAGUCAGUCCAGGGUCAGGCUGUUCCCAGUCCGCGCCAGCUUGGCUUGCCCGAGAAGAUCUCUCCUCAGGCUCUUCGCGAGACCAUCAUGGUGCUGCAAGACCAACUGCAGGAGCGCGAACAGCGCAUCGAAGAUCUCGAGACCAAGCUUGCCAAGGUCGAUCCAGAUGCAGAGACAAAGAUUGCCAAGCGCGACGACGAAAUCAUGUGGUUGCGCGAACUGCUCGCUGUGCGCCACUCCGACCUGCAGGACAUCAUCACAGCGCUCGAGACCGAGAACUUCGACCGUGCUGCCGUUCGCGAUGCUGCCAUUCGUCUCAAGGCCAACCUCCAGAUGGAAGAACAAGAACGCGAACGUGCCCUCAACGGCGGUUCUGCCCUCAGCCUGCCAAACAUUGCUGCCACCAUCCGCGAAGCCGCUGCCCGCACUCCUCGCGUAGCCCAGGCUGUGGGCCCCUUGGCUGCCGCAUGGGGCAGCUUGCGCAAGGCCAGGGAGGCCGGCCUCGCCAGCGUGCUUUCCUCUCCUGCCCCCGCCCGGAACUCUACACCGUCUAAGAGCGGCAGCUCCCAGGCGAGCAGCGGCGCUAGUGGCUUGUUAGGAAGUCUUCUGACUCCUGCCUCGCAAACCAAACAGACCGCUCAAGCAGCAGUUUUCAAGCAGGCCACGGCAUUCAAUAGCACAGGUCCUCAAGACUUGGCCAACCGGACAGGCCCCUUAGUGUCAGCGUCCGCAAUGUCAAUGACGGCCGUCCCCGUCUCUAACCGUGUCGCUGAGGGUCAGACGACGGAAGCUGAACCGUCGAUCCAGCUGCUGUCACCGCUGAUGCAGGCUACUGCUUCACUCAUUCCUCAGGCCCCUCAGCCCCUUCGACCAGUCACGCCGCCCAACGUGAUGCUCCGGGCAAGCGCGUACGACUCGGAUGCGCAAGCGGCUGGAGAAUUUGAUGACACCGGGUUCUUUGAGGAUGACUGA
This is a messenger RNA of Thermochaetoides thermophila DSM 1495, 7350 nucleotides long. NCBI's taxonomy places the organism in Eukaryota, Fungi, Ascomycota, Sordariomycetes, Sordariales, Chaetomiaceae. The record is from the annotation of a RefSeq genome assembly.